Lathyrus oleraceus (garden pea) is the source of this 1044-nucleotide messenger RNA. Its product is annotated as nifU-like protein 3, chloroplastic. The record is from RefSeq and is a predicted model, not a curated record. Gene Ontology annotation, molecular function: iron ion binding; iron-sulfur cluster binding. The coding region runs from base 225 to 950 and encodes 241 amino acids. The transcript has 4 exons. Gene Ontology annotation, biological process: iron-sulfur cluster assembly. Lineage: Eukaryota; Viridiplantae; Streptophyta; Magnoliopsida; Fabales; Fabaceae. Gene Ontology annotation, cellular component: mitochondrion; chloroplast stroma.
AAACUUUAGAAACUAUUAUUUUAUUUUUAUUUUUAUUUAUCUUCUAACAUAAUCAAUAUCAACCAAUCAAGAAAAAACACUUUCUAUCAUCAUCUUCAACCCAAAACAUCUUCCAAAAACUAAAACAAUUGAGAGAGCAUUUUAUGUAGCAAAAGUUUCAGUUUCACAAUUGUUGCUCAUUCUUAUGGUAGUUUUGUGGAACUGUUUUUAUCACUCAUACUCAAAUGUUGGGUGGUGCACUCUCAACUCCAACAACUCAACGCCUCAAGUCAACAACAACAACAAUUACAAUGCUUUAUUCAUCUCAUAGAUUGUCCACACAAUUUUGUCUCUUUAAGAAUCUUAUAGCAGGUAAUAGAAGAUUUUCCUCUAAUGAAAGUUGUUUUCUCAGAGGUCACCAAAUUAAUAUCAAGCAUGUUUUUGGGCUUAUCUCUCGUCAAGCACCAAGAAACAAAGCAGGAUUUGUUGUUUCUCCAAGAUGUGGUCUACCACUGACAGAAGAGAAUGUGGAGAGGGUUUUGGAUGAGGUAAGGCCUGGCUUGAUGGCUGAUGGAGGGAAUGUGGCCUUACAUGAGAUAGAUGGUCUUGUUGUUAUCCUCAAACUACAAGGAGCAUGUGGAUCAUGUCCUAGCUCAACCAUGACAUUAAAGAUGGGGAUCGAAACUCGCCUUCGCGAUAAGAUUCCGGAAAUCAUCGAAGUUGAGCAAAUACUAGAUACCGAGACUGGUCUUGAGUUAACCGAAGAGAAUGUUGAAAGUAUUCUUUCGGAAAUUAGACCGUAUCUUGUUGGCACUGGAGGAGGAACAUUAGAGCUUGUUGAGAUCAGUGAUUAUACCGUUAAAGUUCGGUUAAGUGGACCGGCUGCAGGAGUCAUGACGGUUCGCGUUGCCUUGACGCAGAAGCUGCGAGACAAGAUACCUUCUAUUGCUGCUGUGCAGCUGAUAGAAUGAUGUAACAUAUUAGUUUGUGUAUGUUUUGAUAAAUCAAUACAAAGAUGUAAACUUGUCUUGAGAAAAGAAAUUCAGUGUCAUAUAGUUAUACAUA